ACGUUUCGUGAAAUUACAACAAAUUACCGAGAUGUUGAGAAUUGCAAUAUUAGUAGCAGUUUUGUUUGCUGCAAGAGUAAAUACAUUGGACGACAAUGAAAACGGAGAAGCUGCUCUUAAACGCUUACUAGUACAAAAGGAAGUUGGACAGUUUGAGGAAUCAGAUGGUUUUGAGUCCAACAUAGAGGAAAUCUCUUUAAACUUAGGAGAAGAAAAAAAUAUGGACCUUGGAAUGGACAUCAAAGGUAAUGAUAUCAACUCUUCCGGAAGUACAGAAAAAGAAAAUGACGAUGAUGAAAGAAAUGAUGAUGAUGAUGAUGAUGAUGAUGAUGAUGAUGAUGGUGAACAAGACAAGGGAUCUGAAGAUAACUCUGGAAAAGACUCUGAAAGUAGUGAAAGUCAAACAGAGGAGAGGAGUGAAAGUAUUGAAAAUGACUUUGGAAAUGAAGACGCUGUUGACGAUUCUUUAGAGAAUUCUUUGUCCCAACUGAAUGAUAUGAUAAUGAAAGCAAACCCAAAAUUAGCAGAGUCAACCAAACGAAGCUUUGAAGAUGAGGAUAUGAUUGAGGGAGACAUCAAACUAGAUAAAGAAUCAGCCGCAGAACUUGUCGAGUUUUACAAACGGAAUCCACAAUAUCUAAACCUCGACUCCAAUGUUACGGACAGAUCUUUGACAGAUGAUAUGGCGAAACGUAAGGUAGAAAGCUCAAGGAAAUGGACAAUGCCCAUCAAAUAUCGGAUCGAUAAUUCAACAAACAAGGCAGUUGUGAAAAAGGCAAUACGAAUUUGGCAGCAAGAAACGUGCUUAAGAUUUAGUGAAAGAAUAACAUUUUCCCCACCAGGAAUCACUUUUACCGGGAAAUAUAGAGGAUGCUGGGCUCAUGUAGGAAGAAUAAAGACAGGAAACACAAUCAACUUGGGAUACGGUUGUUGGAUGGUAGGAAUUGCUGCUCACGAAAUAGGGCAUGCUAUUGGUUUCUAUCAUGAGCAAAGUAGGCCUGAUAGAAAUAACUACGUAACAAUAAUGACGAAGAAUAUAAUAGAUGGAAAAGUACAUAAUUUCCUCAUCAAGCCCUCCGCAACAUAUGGAACAAAAUACGACUAUGGAUCGAUUAUGCACUACCGGGACACGGCCUUUGCCAAAACAAGAGGCUUGAAAACAAUUACUGCAAAGCAACCAAAUUUGGAGAGGACGAUGGGACAGAGGACCGCUUUGUCGUUUUACGACAUUAAAGCCGCCAACUACCACUACUGCCAGGGAAAAUGCUCUGGGGGAUUGACCUGGUCAAAGUGCAGAAACGACGGAUACAGAGAUCCCAAGAACUGUAAAAGAUGUAAAUGUCCAGAUGGUUGGAUCGGGAGGUAUUGCACCAUACUGAGCUUCUCCAGGCCAUCAUGUAGCUCUUGUGGGGCACGGUACAGAAGUGCGAUCUCGUCUUAUCGUUCCUUGCAAUCACCCGGGUACCCUCUCUGUAAAUAUACCAGGACAGCAGAAUGCACAUGGAAAAUUAAGGCACCGAUUGGAAAACGUGUCAAACUGUACUUUUCUGGGAGUUUCAAAAUUAGAUGCCAUUCACCAUGUUUAGAUUUUGUUGAAGUCCGCUACAAAAGUCUCUCUGCAACAGGACCAAGGUUCUGUUGUUACCAGAGACCAAAACGUACAUUUACCUCUACUGGACGAGAAAUGUUGAUUCUCUUCAGAACUUUCUCAGGAAGUAGCGCGAAAGGAUUUCGUGCUAGAUAUAAAUAUGUCUGAGCAAGGCAUGUGUAUUCGAAGACGACCAUUCGGUGUGUUAUAAAUGAAAUCAAGUACUGAAACUCUUUAAUGCAGAUCUGUAAUUAUCAUAGUUUUACAUGCAUUCCACUUAGUAGAUUCUUUUUUGUAUGAAUUUUAUAUAAAUAAAAGAAUGUGUCGUUUUUUG
This is a messenger RNA of Ostrea edulis (European flat oyster), 1922 nucleotides long. Its product is annotated as zinc metalloproteinase nas-36-like. Gene Ontology annotation, biological process: proteolysis. Lineage: Eukaryota; Metazoa; Mollusca; Bivalvia; Ostreida; Ostreidae. The record is from RefSeq and is a predicted model, not a curated record. Gene Ontology annotation, molecular function: zinc ion binding; metalloendopeptidase activity. Bases 32 to 1756 code for a protein of 574 amino acids. The transcript is spliced from 12 exons.